AUGCCGGCGUGGCCACGGGGAAGGGGGGCCUUCGACUGUCCGGUGGACAGAGGCCACGCGAUUCUCCCCCGAACGAGGAGACCGCAGGAAUCCCUCGGGUUUGGGAGCGCGUCACCCGGCUGCCCGCUUUUCCCGCCGGGCUUCCUGGGAACGGCCUGGAAAAGGUUCGAGUCCGUUAUCCCCGUGCCACCUCCGAUGGGGGAGACGGGGGGACGGGCUCCGCUCGGCUCCUCGGGGGAGGGAAGGAAGGAAGGAAAGAACGGGCACCGGGCGAGCGGGCGACAGGCACCGGGCGACGGGCACCGGACUGGCACCGGACGAGGGGGGGGCGACUCCACCACUUCCGGUUCCCCGCGCCCCGCCCCGCCCGCACAGCGCCCCCGGCGGCGGGAGGCCGCCGCACGGCCGCCCCGCCCCGCCCUCACAGCGCCCCCGGCGGCGGGAGGCCGCACGGCCGCCCCGCUCCGCCCGCACAGCGCCCCCGGCGGCGGGAAGCGGCAGGGCCUCCGCGCCUCGCUCCGCCCUCACAGCGCCCCCGGCGGCGAGAAGCGGCAGGGCCGCCUCGAUCCGCCCGCACAGCGCCCCCGGCGGCGGGAAGGGGCAGGGCCGCCCCGCUCCGCCCUCACAGCGCCCCCGGCGGCGGGAAGCGGCCCUCACAGCGCCCCCGGCGGCGGGAAGCAGCCCCGCCCCGCCCUCACAGCGCCCCCGGCGGCGGGAAGCGGCAGGGCCGCCCCGCUCCGCCCUCACAGCGCCCCCGGCGGCGGGAAGAGGCAGGGCCGCCCCGCUCCGCCCUCACAGCGCCCCCGGCGGCGGGAAGAGGCAGGGCCGCCCCGUUCCGCCCUCACAGCGCCCCCGGCGGCGGGAAGCGGCCCCGCUCCGCCCUCACAGCGCCCCCGGCGGCGGGAAGCGGCCCCGCUCCGCCCUCACAGCGCCCCCGGCGGCGGGAAGCGGCCCUCACAGCGCCCCCGGCGGCGGGAAGCAGCCCCGCCCCGCCCUCACAGCGCCCCCGGCGGCGAGAAGCGGCAGGGCCGCCUCGAUCCGCCCGCACAGCGCCCCCGGCGGCGGGAAGGGGCAGGGCCGCCCCGCUCCGCCCGCACAGCGCCCCCGGCGGCGGGAAGGGGCAGGGCCGCCCCGCUCCGCCCGCACAGCGCCCCCGGCAGCGGGAAGCGGCAGGGCCGCCCCGCUCCGCCCUCACAGCGCCCCCGGCGGCGGGAGGCCGCACGGCCGCCCCGCUCCGCCCGCACAGCGCCCCCGGCGGCGGGAGGCCGCACGGCCGCCCCGCUCCGCGCGCACAGCGCCCCCGGCGGCGGGAGGCCGCACGGCCGCCCCGCUCCGCCCUCACAGCGCCCCCGGCGGCGGGAAGAGGCAGGACCGCCCCGCUCCGCCCUCACAGCGCCCCCGGCGGCGGGAAGAGGCAGGGACGCCCCGCUCCGCCCUCACAGCGCCCCCGGCGGCGGAAAGCGGCCCCGCCCCGCCCGCACAGCGCCCCCGGCGGCGGGAAGCGGCCCCGCUCCGCCCUCACAGCGCCCCCGGCGGCGGGAGACCGCCCGGCCUCCGCGUCUCGCUCCGCCAGCACAGCGCCCCCGGCGGCGGGAUGCGGCAGGGCCGCCCCGCUCCGCCCUCACAGCGCCCCCGGCGGCGGGAAGCGGCCCCGCUCCGCCCUCACAGCGCCCCCGGCGGCGGGAAGCGGCAGGGCCGCCCCGCUCCGCCCUCACUAGCGCCCCCGGCGGCGGCAAGCCGCACGGCCUCCGCGGCUCGCUCCGCCCUCACAGCGCCCCCGGCGGGGAGAAGCAGCAGGGCCGCCCCGCUCCGCCCUCACAGCGCCCCCGGCGGCGGGAAGAGGCAGGGCCGCCCCGCUCCGCCCUCACAGCGCCCCCGGCGGCGAGAAGCGGCAGGGCCGCCCCGCUCCGCCCUCACAGCGCCCCCGGCGCGGCCCGCCACCGCACAGGCGCAGCUUUCUCGGCGGCGCCCGCCAGCCACUGCGCAGGCGCGGCCUUCUCGGGGUCGCCCGCCACCGCGCAGGCGCGGCCUUCUCGGCGGCGCCCGCAGCUGCCCGCCAGCCACUGCGGAGGCGCGGCCUUCUCGGGGGCGCCCGCCACCGCGCAGGCGCGGCCUUCUCGGCGGCACCCGCAGCUGCCCGCCAGCCACUGCGCAGGCGCGGCUUUCUCGGCGGCGCCCGCGCUCCCUCCACCGCGCAGGCGCUGUUUCCUCGGCGGGGCCCGCCGCUGCCGCUGCGCAGGCGCGGCCCCCGCAAAAGGCGGGGCGGGGGAGAGGGGGGCGGCCCCGACGUUGCGCGGCGUGCGUCAUGACGUAGGUCGCCGCCCCCUCGCUCUGUGGCUGGCGGGGUGGGUGGGCCGCCCCCUCGUGGUGCGAGUCGGCACUGCGGGCCGGAGAGGAGCUUGA
Tachyglossus aculeatus (Australian echidna) is the source of this 2403-nucleotide messenger RNA. Its product is annotated as basic proline-rich protein-like. The transcript has 3 exons. Lineage: Eukaryota; Metazoa; Chordata; Mammalia; Monotremata; Tachyglossidae. The coding region runs from base 1 to 2403 and encodes 800 amino acids. The record is from RefSeq and is a predicted model, not a curated record.